Pyrus x bretschneideri (Chinese white pear) is the source of this 1953-nucleotide messenger RNA. Its product is annotated as BAHD acyltransferase At5g47980. Lineage: Eukaryota; Viridiplantae; Streptophyta; Magnoliopsida; Rosales; Rosaceae. The record is from RefSeq and is a predicted model, not a curated record.
CCCUCGUAGGCUCUCAUCCUGUCCAAUCAUUUUCCUUCCCCAACCUUCACAGCCCUCGACGCCUCCCCCUUUCACAGCCCUCUCACGCCUCCCUCUUUUCUAUCCCAGCCCUUCCCACCGCCUCUCAUAUUCACAGGUCGUCCAAGAGUCCCCUUUCCCUUCAUAUCCUCUCCUUCCGCCAACCCCCACAAUCUCCCAUAUUCACAAAUCCUCCCACCGCCUCCCGUAUUCACAGGUCCUCCUACCAUCUCUGACGACCUCCCAACUGGUGGAUUUGGAGAACACGAGAGGGCAAUUUUGGAAGAAAAGUCUGAUUCCUGGAGGACACCAGUUCAAGGAAUCCAAAUACCACCAAUUGUUAGAGAAUCUGAUUCCGGGAAAUUCCCCAUUGUGAUUCCCGAAUUCCGUUUCCGUUCAUCCCAUUCUCCUUUCGUAAAGAAAGGGUGAUUGUUAUCAAGGAGAAAAACAGAAAAAGAUGGCUUCAGAGAUGAAGGUUGAAGUCAUUUACAAGGAAACAAUUAAACCAUCCUCUCCAACUCCUCCACACCUCAAAACCACCCAGCUUUCUGUUUUCGAUCAACUUGCUCCAGAUGUUUUUGUCCCACUGCUUCUCUUCUAUCCCAGCAACAUUAACAGUGAUGCCGUUGAUAGUAUUGAUCACCAUUCUUCGGUUGCUGAAAGAUCGAACAUUCUGAAAGCAUCCUUAUCAGAAGCUCUUACUCAUUUCUACCCCUUUGCAGGGACAUUCCAAUAUAAUGUUUCCAUUUCUUGCGAUGACCAUGGGGUUGCAUUUCUUCAGGCUCAAGUUAACUGUCCCAUGUCGAAGAUUUUGGUAAAACCAGAUUUUGAGAUCCUAAGACAACUGCUACCAGCCAGUCAAGGAUCCUCACAAGCAGAGACAGGCCAUCUUCUGCUAAUCCAGGCCAAUUUCUUUGAAUGUGGCGGGUUGGCGAUUGCGGUCAGCAGUUCACAUAUCAUCAUUGAUGGCUAUACGCUCAGCACAUUCAUUCGAAGCUGGGCUGCAGUUGCCCUUGCCUCCAGUACUGUUAGUACUGAGCAUGUUUUACUUACUCCUAAAUUUGAUCUUGCAGUUUCCCUUUUCCCACAACUAGAUUUCUUGAACUCACCUCCUCCUGCCAUGGAGCUCGUUGAAGAAAAGUGCAUAAGCAAAAGAUUUGUGUUUGAGGCCUCAAAGGUUGCUGCUCUUAAGUCCAAGGCUGUAAGUGCCUCCGUACGAAACCCAACGCGCCUUGAAUCAGUGUCAGCCCUGAUUUGGAAGUGUGCCACUGCAGCGUCGAGAUCAAACUCGGGUGUUGUAAGGCAAUCUGUGUGGUCUACCAAUGCCAGCUUACGGAAAAUAGUGCAGCGGCCCUUGGCAGAAAACUUAAUGGGAAAUCUUGUGGGGAUGUUUGUAGUAAAAAUGGAAGCAAGUGAAGUUGUCGAUAUUGAUUAUCCAAGCGUGGUUGCUAAACUGAGGAAAGGGAUGGAGGAAUUUAAAGAAAAAUAUGCGAAUGGAGUAAGUGGGGAGGAAGCAUGUGGAUUCAUGAAAGACUUUGGGGAUCGCAUUAAGAGGGUAGACAACUACCACUGCAGCAGUUGGUGCAGGUUUCCGUUCUACGAAGCCAAUUUCGGAUGGGGAAAGCCGUUGUGGGUUUGUCAGACUAUAACAAUGAAGAAUGUAGCUAUGUAUACCGAUACAAGAGAUGGGGAAGGCAUAGAAGCAUUGGUGACUUUGAGUGAUGAAGACAUGGCCAAAUGUGAAUGCGAUAAGGAGCUGCUUGCAUAUGCUUCUGUGAAUCCGACUGUCAUGUAAUAUGUACCAAAACAAAAAGUGGGUGGUUUCCUUACAAUUAUUUGGUGUCUAACCACUUAAUGCUUUUAGUUAUUGACUUUUUAUCAACAGGACUGAGAUGUUUUUCGAAUAAAAUAUGUGUAGUUUGAACUACAGAAAAA